This is a messenger RNA of Stegastes partitus (bicolor damselfish), 4353 nucleotides long. Its product is annotated as zinc finger protein 850. Gene Ontology annotation, molecular function: DNA-binding transcription factor activity, RNA polymerase II-specific; RNA polymerase II cis-regulatory region sequence-specific DNA binding. Gene Ontology annotation, cellular component: PcG protein complex; chromatin; transcription regulator complex. Bases 58 to 1707 code for a protein of 549 amino acids. NCBI's taxonomy places the organism in Eukaryota, Metazoa, Chordata, Actinopteri, Pomacentridae. The transcript is spliced from 3 exons. Gene Ontology annotation, biological process: regulation of transcription by RNA polymerase II. The record is from RefSeq and is a predicted model, not a curated record.
UACCGUGCAGCUCUGCAGUCAGAGGCUGGAGAUGGGAGGACAGGCUAUGCUGGUAGCAUGGAUUCCUCUCCAUCAAAUAGCGGCAGCGGCUCAGUCCACAGUGGAAACCGUAAACAAAGUAUCAUUAACAUUCCCGACAGGACCGAGUCCUGUUACGAUCGCAAAGCGGACAAGGGAGGAUACGGAGCCUCGCAGGGCAGCAUGACUGUAACGUCGCUGAAAUCACGGCUCGCCCCGACCAUCCAGACUGCCAUGUCCGCUGCAGUGGACACGCUGCUCGGAGAAGUGGUGCUUGUUCUCAAUGAGACCCAGCAGGAGCUGUUGCACAAGGAGCAGGAGAAUGAAAGACUCAAAGUGCGUCUGGAGGUGUCAGAGAGGGAGCUGAAGACUCUGCAGGAGUGUCUGUGUAGCGCUCAGAAGCUCAUAGAUCAGCUGCAGAUCUCAUACACGGGCCCUCAGAGUAUUAGUCAGUCAGUUUUUGCCCCGUCUCUCUCUUCGAUGGCUUCCAUGGCCUCAGGCUUGGAGCGGGAUCACCAGAACCCCAGAAAUGUGAACGGAGCAGGUGUUGACUUGGGACUUGGUGGCUCUGUGGAGGAAUCGCUUCACGGGUUUGAACCGAGAGACGACUACAAAAUGUGCCAGCUUUCAAUCCAACCGGACGGUUCUGUGACGAACCACGCUAUGGACUCAUUUGCAUCCAAUGCGUCUCACAUGUGCUCUGAUUCCAGCAGACCAGAUGACAGGCAGUCUCAGGGACCAGGUGGAGCGUCCAGAUUUGAGAUUAAAGAGGAGCAGGGACCAGCGUCAGGCUCCGGGCAGCAGAGCAGGAAGGAUCCUGGGUUGCGUAAUGACAACAGAGUCGGGGAUGGAGACAGAUCGUCCCUCAACGUAGGGGACCUUGGCUUUGGUCAAGUCGGAGGAGAGGGGGGCUCCCAGCGUUCUUUUACUCACCCACUGCGUCACCAAAGACCUGUGCGUGAAUGCGGCAAUGCUUUGCAGCAAGGCGGACUCGAUGGGCAGAAAUCGCUGGCAAGGACUCCUGGAGCAGGGAGAGGAGACAGUGUUUCACCGGGCAGAGCAGAGGACUCAGCAGGACCAUCGGCCCCCGACACAGCAGUGGAGCCAUCUGGAGAUCGGCCUCACCACUGCUUGGAGUGCGGGAAGACCUUCCGUCUGAUCUCCAGCCUGAAGAAGCACAUCCGCAUCCACACUGGAGAGAAGCCCUACCCGUGCGGAGUCUGCGGCCGCCGCUUCCGUGAGUCAGGGGCACUUAAAACCCACCUGCGCAUACACACGGGCGAGAAGCCGUACUCUUGCUCUGAGUGUGGAAACUGCUUCCGCCACUUGGACGGUUUGCGCAAACACCGGCGCACGCACACGGGAGAGAAACCCUACGUGUGCGCCAUCUGUGGGAAGCGACUGAGCCGCCUGCAGCACCUCAAACACCACCAGCUCAUCCACACCGGAGAGAGACCCUGCUGCUGCCCCUUCUGCAACCGCAGCUUCAAAGAGCCCGCGGCGCUACGGAAACACAUCCGUACGCACCGGGAGGAAGGCGGUCACAUGGGAAUCGGCGCCAGCGACGACACGGACCCAGACGCCAUGGACGACAUUAAUAACCUCCACCCUGCUGCUCCGUCUCCUCAGAUGAGGUUCGGGGAGUGGGGGGCCGAGGAGGACGACAGCUCGGUUGUGGACUGUGUGUAGAGGACGGCUGAAGAAGCGUUGACUGCUGGUGUUUUUAUCACAAAACAUACUCGGGGGUGAAAAACAUGGAACAAGGUGUUUGUGUAGUUUGUCAACAUGGUUUUAGAAUGAAGAACCAGGCUACAUAUAACACUGGCCUUGGAGUUUAGUUUUUAUCUGACAUUAUCACAUUUUACACUCUUAGCUGUAAAAAUCACGUUUUAAAUAUCCACUGUACAUUCUUCAACAGCAAGUAUUUCUUUGUGGAGGUUUGUCAAGCAGCAGCAGCAGCAGUGUAAAGUUUGGUCUUGUCAUGUCAAGGUGCUGAUUUUCCAACUUUCUGGGAAUGAUUUUAGAAAUUGAUGGCAGAAGUAGAUACAAGUGAAAAAGUUUCUUGAACAUACAGUCAAACAUCUACUGAGUCACAGCUGCUGCUGUUUGCUCCGUCACACUUGGUCAGGACAAAACAUGAUCUUGCUCAUGAGUUUUUAGGAGCUUACAGUAAAUAUAAAUUAAUGCUGACUCAUGCUUUGUGUUGGUGACAAACCACAUACGUUGUGUUACUGGGCAACUUUGACCAAACCAAAUAUAAUAAUAUUUUGGUUCAGUUUUUUUUAAAUCUUGGUAUGAUGAUCAUAUUUAAUAGGAUGCAUGAUCGAGGAUUUUUUGAUAAGACCUUUUUCAGCUGAUUUUGGCCGAUUGCUGACACACGCACACGUUUUUUUUCCAGCUAAUUUCUGAGAACAUCAGAACCUUCCUGUAGUGGAGUUUACCUAUUAUUCUGCUUAUUGUGAGAGGCUUCUGGCAUGUGCAGACACAAAAAACAUUGCAUCACAUGUUCAUCGGAGAAAAGACGAGCACUACUUCAGCUUACAUGUGAAACAGGCCAUAUUUAUUUUUUGUAACCUUUUUUCAAAUAAAGCUACAUUUUUAACGUGACAGGUGUGAUCUGUCUGUCAGUGCCGAUAUUUAAUUUUAAGGCCCUUACCAGCUGAUACAGACGACGUGCAGAUAUCCUUGUGCUUCCCCAGUAUACACACAGGUUUACUGGCGCUUUCAAAAGUUAUUUCCAACCAAAUCUACGAAACUGAUCACGACUACAGUGUGGGCAUUCUUGUUUUACUCAGCUUUGACAGCAUAUUCUACCUUUUCAAAGACCUGCUCUGGUGACAAUCAUGUUUUUUUUUUAUUAACUUAACAUAGAUUCUAGUUUUUAGAGGUUUAACCAAUGACCAGAGAAGGACUUGAAAAAUGGAUCGCUUUCCUUUUAAGAUCAGAAAACGUGGUGAUUUUACAGCCUCCAAGAUUCCAGAUUACUUCUGUCUCCUAUCAUGACAUCAGCUCACAUACUCUCCCAGUUCUGCUGCAGUUUUCUUCCCUCACUGUGCUUCUUAUGAUAAAUGUAUUUAUGCAAACUGAACAUUUUCGUGGUCUUAUCCUGAGCCUGUAUGGAGGUGAUGCAGCACUGCAUCCUGUGAUGGAUAAAUGGUUUCUCCCAGUGAGGGGGGAUGCACCACCUUUGAGGCAUUUGAAGGAUAUCUUAAAAUGUAAUGUAAGACUUUAGCUACUUUUUUUUUUUUACACUGUUGUGUUUGUGCCUCCAUGAAGCAUGAGCCAGUCCCUUUCUGCCCUGUUCUGCUCUGCGUUAUCUCCUCUCUUCACUCUGCGGAGCCCUCAUCAGUCACCCGGUUGUAACAUUAUCAGGCUGCAGCUGUCAGUGUGGAGGAUAUCCUGGUUUGGAGAUAUCGGAUACAUGCAUUUAUUUGUUUAACCAAAACAUCGAGGAUUAUUUGAAAACACAGUCAGCUGGCAGCGUCGGCAUGUGCCCAGAUCAAGAGCUUAAACGCUGUUUUGUUGUUUCUCCAGUCUUGAUUAUCAUCUCUUGGACCAUAUCUUGGCAUUCCGUUCUUCUUUUUUUUUUUCAAGCUGCUACUGUAUGUCUAGGAAGCCUUUCUCUUUCUGGACUUGUAUAAUUGUUACCAGCCAGUUACUAGCAAACAGACUCUGGUGCUUGCAUGUGCGUAUCUUGUUCCUCCGCUGGCAGCAGUGCCGCCGGAUGUUUCUGUACAUAAGAAUGUAGUUUUAGUUAUUUGGUUUAAUAAGGGUUAACAUUUGUGGAAAAAGUUAAUGUGCAACAAUGACUUUCUAAAAAGAAAAACGUGCUUGGAAACCAUCAGUAUGCUAACAUACGAUGUAAAUAUAUAUAUAACGUAAUUACAUUUCUUGCUGACGCCACUGAUGCGUCAGGUUUAACAGCGGAGCAUUACUCUUCUCAGCCUUUCCAGCUUAGCUGUGUGUGUCCUUGGACAUGUAUACUACUAUAACGGCCUCCGUGUAACUAUGCUCUGUACAUUUACAAGUAAGUAAGUCAUUCUAAAAGACACUAAAGGUGGUAAAUAUCUGUCACUGUGCAUACCCACGAUAAUUCAGUUUGUCAGGUUAGUCUUUGCCCUCAGAUAAUCAUAUUUAUUGUUUUUUGUAUCGCACACACAGGGGGGCCUUUGCAUGUGGGUUUAAACUCAAACGGCAUUAGUCUUUAAGAAGUCAGUGUUAAAUGUGAAACGAAUUACUUUUUUUAUGCUUCUGUGUUCAAAAUAUAUUCCCCCCACAUCACACUCACCCUGUUACCAACUGUAAAUGUUACUAUAUUAAAGGGCCACGUUUAUA